Miscanthus lutarioriparius is the source of this 273-nucleotide messenger RNA. Lineage: Eukaryota; Viridiplantae; Streptophyta; Magnoliopsida; Poales; Poaceae. The record is from the annotation of a GenBank genome assembly.
AUGGAGGUUCUUGCUACAGAAUGUGAUAUUAUUGGAAAUCCAGCACUACCUCCUGAUUCUGGAGAUUCUUAUUCCAUGGAGCACCUCAAAAAUGGUUCAAUGGCAGGGAGUGCUUUGAACAAAGUGGCAAGGCCCUCUGACAAUGCUCAAGUAAUCCAGAGAUCGAUGGCAGGAAACUCUUUGAACAUGGUCCCUAGGCCAAGUGACAAUGCACAGGAUGUACUCCAUGUACUGGGAAGUAAGAUGCAGGCCAUGUACAGAGAAGAUGCGUAA